Messenger RNA from Psilocybe cubensis, 1011 nucleotides. RefSeq lists its product as uncharacterized. NCBI's taxonomy places the organism in Eukaryota, Fungi, Basidiomycota, Agaricomycetes, Agaricales, Agrocybaceae. The transcript is spliced from 13 exons. Gene Ontology annotation, molecular function: acyltransferase activity, transferring groups other than amino-acyl groups. The record is from RefSeq and is a predicted model, not a curated record. Gene Ontology annotation, biological process: biosynthetic process. Bases 1 to 1011 code for a protein of 336 amino acids.
AUGGCUACCCAACCACCCACGCAGUAUCAUCAUCACGGCCGGUUCACUGUCGCAGGUGGUGUACUCCCUGACGCUGUCACUGCCUAUCGUACCUAUGGAAAUCCAGACAAGCCUUGCAUCGUCUUUCCGACUUGUUUUGGGGCUAAGCUGGAUAGUCAGGUUUAUAUGGUUGGAGAAGGAAAGGUCAUGGAUCCCAUUAAAUAUUAUAUUGUCACUUUUGCGCUGUUCUCAAACGGAGAAUCGUCUUCGCCAUCGAACACGCCUGCUCCCUACAAUGGUCCAUAUUUUCCAGCCGUCUCUUAUGAGGACAACAUCCGUGCACAACACGCCGUACUUCAAAAUCUCGGAGUAAAGAAAGUUUUUGCAGUAAUAGGUUUCUCAAUGGGCGGUCAACAGGCAUACCACUGGCCGGUGAUGUAUCCAGAAUUCGUCGAGAGAUAUGUCGUCAUAUGUGGUUCUGCUCGAACCAGUCCCCAUAAUCAAUGCUUUUUGGAAGGCCCGAAGGCGGCACUGGUCGCUUCGAAGGAUUAUUAUGAUGGACAUUACAAAGAACGAGCUGAACGAGGUAUCCGCGCCUUUGCCCGAGUCUAUAGUGCAUGGGCAUAUGGUCAAACUUGGUUCCGUGAACAUAAAUAUAAAUGGGAUGGCUUAUAUCCUGAUCUGGCUAGCUUCCUCCGAGAGCGUUGGGAAGACCGUUUCCUGCAGAAUUGGGAUGCCAAUGAUCUUCUUGUUCUUCUUCAGACAUGGCAAAGAGGCGACAUUUCUAAAAUCAAGGACAACGGAGAUCUCAAUGCUUGUUUAGGUAAAAUAUCAGCCAAGGGGCUAAUCAUGCCCAGUAAAACCGAUCUAUAUUUUCCUCCUGAAGAUAGCGUUAAUGAAAUAGCUUCUUUGACAAGCUCCGCUCGCCUUGUGGUUAUAGACACAGUCUGGGGGCAUACUGCUGGGGGAGGGUCAAACCCUGUGGACGAUGCGUUUGUUCAAGCAGAAAUUAAGAAGUUCCUUGAAGAGUAG